Molecule: messenger RNA, 1092 nt
Organism: Pteropus alecto (black flying fox)
Lineage: Eukaryota; Metazoa; Chordata; Mammalia; Chiroptera; Pteropodidae
Product: L-lactate dehydrogenase C chain
Biological process (GO): carboxylic acid metabolic process
Cellular component (GO): cytoplasm
Molecular function (GO): L-lactate dehydrogenase (NAD+) activity
Source: RefSeq, a predicted model, not a curated record
AUGUCAACGGUCAAGGAGCAGCUUAUUGAGAAUCUAAUUGAGGAUGAUGAAAUUUCCCAGCGGAAGAUCACCAUUGUUGGAACUGGUGCUGUAGGCAUGGCUUGUGCUAUUUGUAUCUUAUUGAAGGAUUUGACUGACGAACUCACCCUUGUUGAUAUCGCCGCAGACAGAUUGAAGGGAGAAAUGAUGGAUCUUCAGCAUGGCAGUCUUUUCUUUAAUACUUUAAAGAUUACUUCUGGAAAAGAUUAUAGUGUAUCUGAAAACUCCAAAUUAGUUAUUGUUACAGCAGGUGCACGGCAGCAGGAGGGAGAAACAAAACGUAAUGUGAAUAUCAUGAAAUCAAUCAUUCCUUCUCUAGUCCAUCAUAGUCCUGAUUGUAAGAUACUUAUUGUUACAAAUCCAGUGGAUAUUUUGACAUAUGUGGUCUGGAAGCUAAGUGGCUUACCUGCCACUCGUGUAAUUGGAAGUGGUUGUAAUCUAGACUCUGCCCGUUUUCGUUACCUAAUUGGAGAGAAGUUGGGUGUCCAUCCCACUAGCUGCCAUGGUUGGAUUAUUGGAGAACAUGGUGAUUCUAGUGUGCCCUUAUGGAGUGGAGUGAAUGUUGCUGGUGUUGCUCUGAAAACUCUAGACCCUGAAUUAGGAACUGAUUCAGACAAGGACCAAUGGAAAAAUAUCCACAAACAAGUUGUUGAAAGUGCCUAUGAGAUUAUCAAGCUGAAAGGGUAUACCUCUUGGGCUAUUGGCCUAUCUGUGGCAGAUCUGGUAGGAUCAAUUUUGAAAAAUCUCAGGAGAGUACAUCCAGUUUCCACUAUGGUUAAGGGCUUAUAUGGAAUAAAAGAAGAAAUCUUUCUCAGUAUCCCUUGUAUCUUGGGGCAAAAUGGUGUCUCAGAUAUUGUGAAAGUUAACUUGAAUUCUGUGGAGGAGGCCCUUUUUAAGAAGAGUGCAAACACACUUUGGAAUGUCCAAAAAGACCUGGUAUUUUAAAGCCUUUUAAUGUUCCACUGUUAUAAAACAACAUAACAGACUGUAUAUUUUACAUUUUGAAAGUAUUUUCAUCUGAUCUGUAAAAAAUAAAAACAUGUUGGUGACUUA